GUGUUGUUAGGCAGGGAUGGGUGGUUGUGUGUUGUUGUUGUUGUUGUUGUUGCUGCUGUUGGAGGGGUUCAGGAGGUUGAGGGGAGUAAUUAGGUAAUUAGGGGCAAGACAAGGGAAUAGGUAUUUGAAUUGAAGCAGUAUGCAGCGGACUAUUGACGUGGGCAAAAAGAAAAGAAAUCCGGUGCGUAUAAUGUGUACUGGUACUGCUGCAGCUGCGUAUAUUCUGGCGGCUGCAGCGGCGGCUUUGACGUUCGAACUGCCUGCCUGUUCGCUUGUGGAUUGGGGGACAUGGACGUAUGGACGGACGUAUGGAUGACCUCGCGUGGCAUCUCACGUGUCUUUCAGAC
Messenger RNA from Pseudovirgaria hyperparasitica, 347 nucleotides. RefSeq lists its product as uncharacterized. Bases 140 to 316 code for a protein of 58 amino acids. The record is from RefSeq and is a predicted model, not a curated record. Lineage: Eukaryota; Fungi; Ascomycota; Dothideomycetes; Acrospermales; Acrospermaceae. The transcript has a single exon.